GCGAGCUCUCCAAAAGUCACCAACGUGCUGAGCCAUUCGAACGAAGCACCACCGCUUGAAAUCCAUUCAUCAGUCGGAGACGGCAAUCAUUGGAGGGGACCUUCCGAAAGUCACAAAAGGAUCUCCAGGAGCGACGACUGAGCCUCCCGCUGGGAACACCGCUCCUUCAAACACAUUCAUUGGCCAGAGAGCACGAUCUUCGUCGACUCAUUCUUAUCCACGCAUCCGACAUCAGCAUGGCUGCCAUCAUGGGCGGAGAAGGCGGUCUAGGCGGAGGAGUACCACUGGAGCAAUGGUUCUUCGAGAUGCCCGUGUGCACAAGAUGGUGGACGACAGCGACAGUGGUCGUGGGAGUCCUUGUGCAAUGCGAGAUCCUCACACCUUUCCAACUGUUCUACAGCUUCCGCUCUGUCUUCCACAAACAGCAGAUCUGGCGGCUCGCAACAACAUUCAUUUACUUCGGUCCACUCUCCCUCAACCUCCUCUUCCACAUCUUCUUCAUUCAACGAUACGCUCGCAUGCUCGAAGAGUCCGCCGCAUCCGUCGCACACUUCACCUGGCUUCUCGCAUACGCUGCCAUUACACUCCUCUCCAUCGCACCGAUUUCCAGUCAAGCCUUCCUCGGGAGCACUCUCAGCAGCACACUCGUCUACAUCUGGUCGCGGCGGAAUCCGGAUACAAGAUUGAGCUUUUUGGGAUUGAUGACUUUCAAGGCACCGUGGUUGCCGUGGGUGUUGGUGGCCUUUAACGUGGUGCUGCACAGCCACUGGCCGAAAGAUGAGCUGACUGGUAUCGUGGUCGGACACAUCUGGUACUUCUUCAACGACAUCUACCCUUCUACCCAUAAUGGACGUCCAAUGGACCCGCCGCAGUGGUGGAUACGACUAUGGGACCGACCGGCAUUACCGCCUGCUGACUCCGAUGUGCAUGCUGCUGCGAUCAAUCCGGACAUGGCUGCACCUGCAGUGCCGGAGGUCCGAUAG
Molecule: messenger RNA, 983 nt
Organism: Zymoseptoria tritici IPO323
Lineage: Eukaryota; Fungi; Ascomycota; Dothideomycetes; Mycosphaerellales; Mycosphaerellaceae
Exons: 3
Coding region: 237-983 (248 amino acids)
Biological process (GO): endoplasmic reticulum unfolded protein response
Cellular component (GO): endoplasmic reticulum membrane; Hrd1p ubiquitin ligase ERAD-L complex
Molecular function (GO): ubiquitin-specific protease binding; misfolded protein binding
Source: RefSeq, a predicted model, not a curated record